Messenger RNA from Necator americanus (New World hookworm), 768 nucleotides. RefSeq lists its product as uncharacterized. Gene Ontology annotation, cellular component: extracellular matrix. The record is from RefSeq and is a predicted model, not a curated record. The transcript is spliced from 3 exons. Lineage: Eukaryota; Metazoa; Nematoda; Chromadorea; Rhabditida; Ancylostomatidae. Bases 1 to 768 code for a protein of 255 amino acids. Gene Ontology annotation, biological process: larval heart development; cell adhesion involved in heart morphogenesis.
AUGGUUCUUGCCUUGAAAACAAAAAUCACACAAGAAGUUCAACAAGAAGUGGCUGAUGGAGUUGAAGCUGAAAAGAAGGGCCACAGUAUUGUGAUCACUGGUUUAGCGGAAUUGGGUGCCAGUAAAUCUUUGAUGGAAAGAAAGAGAGACCUCGAAGAAAAAGUGGCCAAUGUCCUCGACGCGCUUGAAGUUGACUGCCGGCCCGAAGUAGCUUAUAGGUUGGGAAAGUUCAACGUUACGUAUCGAACUCCAGAUUCUGCUAAGACUGAUGAUGAUACAUUGUUUGAUUCUAUUUUUGAACUCUGCCUUUCGUCUCUUAGAAUCAUAAUUGUGGGAGACUUCAAUGUUGACAUGAAGAAACAUAGUAAUUGCACUAUUGAACGCUUCAAAACUUUAUUGGAAAGUUGUGAUCUAGCCCAGAACAUUCAUGCUCCCACUCGUUUACGUUCCAUUCUCCUAGUUCUUUCUUCUGGAUCUAGUAUCGGUGAUAUCGAAAUUCUGCCUCCCUUUGCCAAUUCCGAUCAUAAUGUUGUUUCUUUCAUGUUCGACUUUAAUACCGAGCAACCCCUCUAUCUGUCCUUGCCAGAUUUCAGUCGGGUAAACUAUUCCGAGUUACGUAAAUUUCUCGCUCGUGUUGACUGGCUGGAAGUUUUCGACAACUAUCAGUCAGUUGCAGAAAUGUAUCGUCGUUUUUGCCCUGUGAUGUACGAUAGUUUAGCCAAAUGCUUUCCCGAUCCAAGUUACUCUGGCACACUUCCUUCCUAUUAA